Messenger RNA from Thalassophryne amazonica, 3516 nucleotides. RefSeq names its product lysyl oxidase-like 2b (gene loxl2b). Gene Ontology annotation, biological process: sprouting angiogenesis; peptidyl-lysine oxidation. Gene Ontology annotation, molecular function: protein-lysine 6-oxidase activity; copper ion binding. The record is from RefSeq and is a predicted model, not a curated record. Gene Ontology annotation, cellular component: membrane. NCBI's taxonomy places the organism in Eukaryota, Metazoa, Chordata, Actinopteri, Batrachoidiformes, Batrachoididae.
UCUGUGGAUGAAGUCAUCGUGGCCCUCAGUGGGCGUUUCCACUGCGGCUGGGAUCCACCUUUUCCACAGAGGGAGUGAACGUUCCACGGAGUGUGAUCAGUCUUUAUUCAGUCUGCAGCAUCAGAGUCAAGCUUCUGUCACAAAUUUCAAAAUGUCACCGACUCAGUACAUGCCCUGCUGCAUAGUCGUUCUGUUGGCACUAUUAGAACUUGUCCUGACCCAGUAUGAGCACCUCGGCUACCCGCCGGGCUACAUCGAGAUGCAACAGGAGCACUACACCCCUCCGCAGCUGAUGCCGGACACACCCAGGAUCCAGCUGAGAUUGGCGGGAGACAAGAGGAAACACAAACGAGGGACGCGUGGAGGUUUUUUUACAAUGGCGAAUGGGGGUACAGUGUGUGAUGACGACUUCACUAUCCACGCCGCUCAGGUGGUGUGCCGAGAGCUGGGCUAUGUGGAAGCCAUCUCUUGGUCACCGUCGUCUAAAUAUGGAAAGGACAAGGUAGGACCUGUCUGGUUUGACAAUCUCCACUGCACUGGCAAAGAGAAAACCUUGGCGCUCUGCCCCUCCAAUGGGAUUGGGGUUUCAGACUGUAAACACAGCGAAGAUGUGGGAGUGCUGUGCAGUGACAAGAGGAUCCCAGGAUUUAAAUUUGUCAACACCCUGCCCAACCACGUGGAGAACAUUGACAUUCAAGUUGAGGACGUGCGCAUACGAGCCAUCCUGUCAUCGUACCGGAAGCGGAUCCCUGUAACCGAGGGAUACGUGGAGAUCAAAGAUGGUGGUAAAUGGAAGCAGAUCUGUAACACCGAGUGGACCGAGUUGAACAGCAGAGUCAUCUGCGGCAUGUUCGGCUUCCCUGGCGAACGGAAAUAUAACGCCAGAGUCUACAAGAUGUUUGCCCGCAGGAGAAAGCCCACAUACUGGGACUACGCUGUCAACUGCACUGGCAACGAGGCCCAUUUGUCCAUCUGUAAACUGGGUCAGAGGAUGUCAUUAAAGUUCAAUGAGACCUGUGCUGGAGGUUUGCCAGUGGUGGUGAGCUGCGUGCCUGGUCGAGCCUUUUCCCCAACUCCCAUGACUGGGUUUAGGAAGGCCUUCCGACAAGAGCAACCACUGGUUCGCCUUCGUGGUGGGACCAUUGUUGGUGAGGGCAGAGUGGAAGUCCUGAAAAAUGGAGAGUGGGGAACCAUCUGUGAUGAUAACUGGAACCUCGUGUCUUCCACGGUGGUGUGCCGAGAGCUGGGCUUUGGCACAGCCAAAGAGGCCAUGUCCGGAGGUCGCCUUGGACAAGGUAUGGGCCCUGUGCACAUGAAUGAGGUGGAAUGUUCUGGAUUUGAAAAGUCUAUUACUGACUGUUCAUUCAACAAGGAGGCUGUUGGCUGCAGCCAUGAAGAAGACGCUGCUGUCAGGUGUAACGUUCCUGCUAUGGGGUUCAAGCAAAGGCUCCGCCUGAGUGGAGGUCGAAACCCCUACGAAGGCCGUGUGGAGGUGAUGGUCGAGAAGAAUGGUUCCUUGGUGUGGGGGACCGUGUGCAGCGAAGGAUGGGGGAUCAUGGAGGCCAUGGUGGUCUGUAGGCAGCUGGGUCUGGGCUUUGCCAGCAAUGCUUUCCAGGAGACGUGGUAUUGGCCGGGGCAGGUGAGUGCAGAUGCUGUGGUGAUGAGCGGCGUUCGCUGCUCUGGUACUGAGAUGUCGUUGGCCCAGUGCCUGCACCAUGGUGACCACCUUAGCUGCCCUAAAGGAGGCGGGCGCAAUGCCGCUGGAGUCUCCUGCUCGGAGACGGCUCCUGACCUGGUGCUGAACCCUCAGGUGGUGGAGGAGACCACCUACAUGGAGGACCGGCCCAUGUUCAUGCUGCAGUGCGCCUACGAGGAGAACUGUCUGGCCACUACCGCUACCCAGACACCUGCCAACUCAUACCGCCGCCUGCUGCGCUUCUCCUCGCAGAUCCACAACAACGGACUGUCUGAUUUCCGACCCAAAGCCGGCCGGCAUGCCUGGGUGUGGCACGAUUGUCACAGACAUUAUCACAGCAUGGAGGUGUUCACCCUCUAUGACCUGCUUGCCCUCAACGGAACCAAAGUUGCAGAGGGACACAAAGCCAGUUUUUGCCUGGAGGACUCAGAGUGUGAUGAAGGUAUUGAGAAGAAGUAUGAAUGUGCUAAUUUUGGAGACCAGGGUAUCACUCAGGGUUGCUGGGACACCUACAGGCAUGACAUUGACUGCCAGUGGGUCGACAUCACUGACGUCAAACCUGGGGAUUAUAUUUUCCAGAUUGUAAUUAAUCCAAACUAUGAAGUGCCAGAGACAGACUACACCAAUAACAUUGUGAAAUGCAGAUGUCGAUACGAUGGCCAUCGUGUGUGGAUGUACAGCUGCCACAACGGUGGUUCCUUAAGCAUUGAAACAGAGCAGACCUUCCCCGGCCUCGUCAACAACCAGGUGACCCACAGGUAGGAACCAAAGCAGAGGAAUCAAGUAACCACACACUGAAGCCCACCAGCUACGACACCAUCUGUGGAGGAGACCUCCUGCCAGCCUUGUACUGGUCGAAACAGUAUUUAUGUGGCCCAUCAGUGAGAUGACAGCAGCAGCAGCCCCCCCCCCCCCCACACACACACACAGAAAUGAGAUUUGAUCCUGUCCCACUGCACAAGACUUACGCAAAGUCACCAAGAAUGCAGGACUACGAAGUGCAGCACUUUAAGAAAAACCUCCGCUGCAAUAGUUUUUGCUCAGCGCUCGCCCUGAAGAUUUGGGAUGUCGGUGAAGAAGAAUGGCCUUUCACAGUCUUUGUACAUACAUACAACAAAAUUAGUCCCAAUCCCAAUUAUAGUUAGACACAAUCAAACCACGAGGACCAGCAGGCAGUCACAGUCCAGCACCCAGGGACCAAAUCCAGGUCUAGACAUGUCGCCUUUGUCAAGAGCAGAGAAAUGGCAUGAUGCAUAUUUUCGAUGAUGGUGGUGAGAGGAAACCCAAACAGACACAAGGAGAACAUGCAAAUUCAACCCAGAAAGGACCUGGGCAUGAGUGGAAUGAAGCCAUGAACCUUCUUGCUAACUCAAGGACUGCAUGAUUUGUCAAAUCAGAGACAUGUAUACACACAUAAAUGGACAGUCCACAUACCUUGUACAGUAAGUGUUGUUGACACGUGCACUCAGGUCAUACCAAACAGCCAGUCCAGCUUUGGAAACUCAGUGACUUGAUCUGAGGAUUGUUUUCAGCUUAUUCCUGACUUUUUUAAGCAGUCAUUGCUAGUGGCACAGUGGUCAUGUUCACAGCCUGCGAGAGCAGUCGAGUGUUGUGUGUACACAGAACAAACAAAAUUGAUCUGAAAAUGGUUAAACUAAACUUUCAAGAAUUUUUGAGAGAAAAGGAAGGUUGGAGAUUGGCCUAUAAUUAGCUAAGAUAGCUGGGUCAAGUGAUGGCUUUUUAUUAUGUGUACACAUUAUGUAGAAAUGCCGCAGUGACCUACAACAGAAUGCCCCUUAAAAAGGCGCUCCAGAAUUUUU